CCGUGCUAUGCGUAGAACUUUAUGCUGAACUGUGGGCUUUCAUUCCAGAUAGAUUUCUUCUAUUGUGUUGCUAUGUAAAUUACACCUUCCUUUUUAUCUUCGUGAUAACGAAGCUGUUGUAUUCACCAUUCACGCGUCUGGUUUCGCAAGAAUGAGCUGUUCCUGGUUUUUUAACGCGCCUUUUGGAAUUCCUAUCAAAGGAUCCUGAUUGGCGUUUCCGUAUUGCUUACCAUCUAGAAUUCAAAAGCCAGCAUAAUAAUUUCUCUUAGUUUCGAGUCUCAAACUCUCAACAUUUGGCGUUUUAUAAAAGGGGCGGACGUUGGAAUAAGAUGCCAGUUGAAAAGAAGAUCUCAAUCAUUCUACCUGUAUUCGGAGUAACAGUUGCAAGUAAAACUUCUCACUAUUGUGAAUAUUGUGUAUAAAUAGCUAAUUAUGUCUUGCGGCGGAUCGUGCGGAAGAGACUUGACAACAAAAUUAACGGCUGAACAGUACCAUGUUAAGCAAGAAGCGGGCACUGAAGAGCCUUUUACUGGAAAAUUCAAUGAUCAUCACGAAGUAGGGACUUACAUUUGUAUCGUUUGCAGCAAUCCACUAUUCAGCUCUGAAACCAAAUAUGACUCUGGUUCCGGUUGGCCAUCGUUCUACAAAACCCUUCCGUACGAAGCAGAAAAGGAAACCGUUGAGAGAAAACCGGAUGAUUCCAUCGAAGGAAGACCUAGAAUUGAAGUGGUGUGCACAAAGUGUCAAGCUCAUUUGGGCCAUGUUUUCCAAGAUGGACCACAACCAACUGGAGAACGUUUUUGCAUCAAUAGUGUGGCCAUUGAUUUUGCACCAAAGGUAGAAGACGUCCAAGAAAAAAAUUAGGUUUUUUAGCAAUGACAACUUGUUUCAUUGUUUGUUAAUGAAUGGUUAUCGUGUAUGCUUUUAUUUUAUGUAGUGUAAAAAAUAUCAAUAAUUACUCAGUUUAAAUAA
Molecule: messenger RNA, 972 nt
Organism: Daphnia pulex (common water flea)
Lineage: Eukaryota; Metazoa; Arthropoda; Branchiopoda; Diplostraca; Daphniidae
Product: peptide methionine sulfoxide reductase MsrB-like
Exons: 4
Coding region: 433-864 (143 amino acids)
Biological process (GO): protein repair; response to oxidative stress
Cellular component (GO): cytoplasm
Molecular function (GO): peptide-methionine (R)-S-oxide reductase activity
Source: RefSeq, a predicted model, not a curated record